AUGGUCGCCGACGCUCUUAUAUACCACCCUGCGGUGGCUCACUACAACAAGUUUGUCGCGACGACGAUGGGUCGCGACAAGGCUCUCCGUCUCGUGCAAUACCUCUCCCGUUUCCUCGCAUGGUACACCCUCCGCACCAACAGCCCGCAAACAACAGUGGUGCAAUGGGCGAAGCUGAAGGCCAACCUUGGCCUCGUCCGCAAAGCCAUGCGCAUCGGCAAAUUCGUCGAGCACUUCCGCGCCGCAGCAAAUGCCUACGAUGCAAAGACCCUGGACCCAGUCAUCCGCUUCUGCACAACCGGUCGCCAGUUAGGAUACGGGGCUUACAUGCUCACUGAUACUCUGACGUAUCUGGAUGCUUCGGGCGUGAGACCCAGUGCUAUGGCCAAGAGGAUGCAAGUGCAGGCAUACAAGGCUUGGAUGACGGGACUGUGCUUCAGUGUGUUGAAUGGUGUAUACACUAUCUACAAGAGCAAGAGCGAGGAGGCUGCGCAAACGGACAAGGCCGUCGCUGCCGAGAAGACAGUCGAGGUUAAGAAGUUGCAGCGUGAGAGAAGUGCUGCUCAGACACAGCUCGUCUCAGACUUGUGCGAUCUGUUCAUCCCUGUUUCCGCCCUCGGAUACAUCAACGUCGACGAUGGCGUUGUCGGUCUGGCUGGUGCCGUCAGUUCCUUGAUCGGUCUGAUGGCACAAUGGAACAAGACUGCUUAG
Molecule: messenger RNA, 711 nt
Organism: Aureobasidium namibiae CBS 147.97
Lineage: Eukaryota; Fungi; Ascomycota; Dothideomycetes; Dothideales; Saccotheciaceae
Product: peroxisomal biogenesis factor 11
Exons: 3
Coding region: 1-711 (236 amino acids)
Biological process (GO): peroxisome fission; regulation of peroxisome size
Cellular component (GO): peroxisomal membrane
Source: RefSeq, a predicted model, not a curated record